Messenger RNA from Prunus mume (Japanese apricot), 3126 nucleotides. Lineage: Eukaryota; Viridiplantae; Streptophyta; Magnoliopsida; Rosales; Rosaceae. The record is from RefSeq and is a predicted model, not a curated record.
AUGAAACAUUUGCUCCAAUAUUUCUUGCUCCUAUUCUUAAUCACCACUGUCUGUUUUGCCAUCAUCCCUGCGGUUCACAGCCGAUGUUUUAAAGACCAGCAACUAUCAUUGCUCCAUUUGAAGAAAAGCCUUCAAUUUUAUCCUGACCCUUUAUCUUACCCAACCAAGGUUACAUCUUGGAAUUCAAGUACCGAUUGUUGUUCUUGGGUUGGUGUUACUUGCAGUAGCGAUGGGCAUGUCGUUGGUCUUGACCUCAGCAACGAAACUAUCAGCGGUGGCAUUGGCAACUCGAGCAGUCUCUUCGAUCUUCAACAUCUUCAAAGCCUCAAUUUGGCUGAUAACUAUUUUGACCAUGAGAUUCCAUCAGCAAUCGGAAAACUUGUGAACUUGAGGUAUCUAAAUUUAUCAUAUAAUACUUACUUUGGGGAAAUUCCCAUUGAGAUUUCACGCUUGACAAGGUUGGUUGUCCUUGAUAUGUCUGGGUCAGAAGACUCCAACAUUACGUCCCCGAAGUUAAGUAUGCUCUUUCAUAACCUCACAGAGCUUGCAGAGCUAUAUUUUGACCAUGUACAUUUGUCAGCAGAGGGGACUCACUGGUCCCAAGCGAUAUCGAAUCUGACAAACUUGAGGGUGCUGAGCUUGUCUGACACUGGUAUUUCCGGUCCCAUUGAUCAGUUCUCCUUCGCUCAGCUUCAGUCUUUCUCUGUGAUUCGAUUGGGUUUUAAUGAUAUCUCUGCUACGGUUCCAGGAUUCUUUGCCAAUUUUUCAGAGUUGACUUCCUUGAGUCUCAGAUCUUGUGGGUUGAAGGGAACAUUUCCCAAUGAGAUCCUUGAGGUACCUACUCUACAAACUCUUUACCUUUCGACCAAUGAUGAACUUCAUGGCACAUUGCCAGAAUUUCCAAGCAAUGCAUCUCUUCGGUCCUUAGUUCUAAGCGACACAAAAUUUUCAGGGUUACUGCCUGACUCUAUUGGCAACCUCAAAAAGCUGUCACUCCUAGAUCUUUCAUCUUGCAGUUUCUAUGGAUCAAUCCCAGAGUCAAUAGCAAACCUAACACAAUUGGUUGGUUUGCAAUUGGGAUCAAAUUGCUUCAAUGGUUCGAUUGAUUCUAUUCGCUGGGAAAACCUUAUUAAUCUGGUAGAUCUCCAAAUGGAUGGCAACCUACUUGAGGGGAGUAUUCCAUCGUCUCUCUUUUAUCUUCCCUUGUUGACAAGACUAGUACUUUCCGGCAAUCAAUUCUCUGGUAAACUUCAUGCAUUUGCUAACACCUCUUCCAACUUAUAUUCCCUUGAAUUGAGUUUCAACAAUUUGGAAGGACCAAUACCCACGUCUAUCUUUAAUUUCCAUCGGCUUCAAAUCCUUUUUCUUUCUUCAAACAAUUUCACUGGGUUUCUUUUUAGUGGUCCACAACAACUGAGAACUCUUACGGCCAUUGAUCUUUCACACAAUGGCUUGCUCAUGUUUUCUGAUGGCUCUUAUUCCACAUUUCCUGAAAUAGAGUUUUUGGAUUUGGCUUCUACCAAUUUGAGAACAUUUCCAGAUUUUUUGAGAAAUCAAUCCAAAUUAAUUUCUUUGGACCUUUCAGAAAACCAGAUUCAAGGCAAGAUACCCCAUUGGAUUUGGAGUUUAAAUCAUCUUGAUUACUUAAAUCUUUCUUGCAACUCUUUGGUAACUCUAGAAGCUCCUUUACAUAAUUCAACAGUGCUUACGCUUGAUCUUCACUCAAACCAACUCCAGGGACAAAUCCCUACUUUCAUACCAUUUGCUGUGUAUCUGGAUUACUCAAGCAACCAUUUCAACUCUAUACCAUCUGACAUUGGUUAUUUCCUCACUUUCACAUUGUCCUUCUCUCUUUCAAGCAAUAACUUGCAUGGGCUCAUCCCGGUGUCAAUAUGCAAUGUGGAAACUGAUAUUCAAAUUCUUGAUCUGUCCAAUAAUUUUCUGAGUGGCAUUAUCCCCCCAUGCUUGACUGCAAUGCGCAGUCUCAGAGUACUUAAUUUGGCAAGAAACAACCUCACUGGAACUAUUUCUAAUUUUCAAGUUACUGAAGAUAGUUCACUAGAAAUUCUUGAACUUGGUGGAAAUCAGUUAGGUGGUCAAUUCCCUAAAUCUCUAGGUAACUGCACACGGUUACAGGUUUUAAACUUGGGAAACAAUCGUAUAACAGAUAGCUUUCCAUGCUUGUUAAAAAACAUAUCCACCUUGCGUGUCCUUGUGUUGCAGUCCAACAACUUUUAUGGAGGUAUUGGAUGCCCCAACACCUAUGGUACCUGGCCAAUGCUUCAAAUCAUACAUCUAGCUCACAACAAUUUCACUGGUGAAAUACCGGCAAUGUUUUUGACAGCAUGGCAGGUAAUGAUGACUACCAACAAUGGUUCCCUAUCAAUAGUCAAAGUCCACUUGGACCAUGGUGCGCGAAUAACGUAUGUUGAUUAUUCUUUUGAGGAUGGAAUAACAGUUACUAGCAAAGGUUCACAGAUGGAUCUGCUAAAGAUUCUAUCUAUCUUCACCUUGAUUGACUUCUCAUGCAACAAUUUCAGUGGACCAAUACCUAAGGAAAUAGGAGAAUUCAAAUCACUACAUGUCCUUAACUUGUCCGGAAAUGCGUUCACAGGCGAAAUCCCACCAUCGUUUGGUAACAUGGGGGUACUUGAGUCCUUGGACCUGUCACAUAACAAGCUGAGCGGACAAAUUCCACCACAGUUGGUAAAGCUUACUUUCCUCGAAGUCUUGGAUCUCUCAAAUAAUCAAUUGGUCGGCAGAAUCCCAACCGGUACUCAAUUUUCAACAUUUCCAAAAGACUCAUUUACAGGUAACAAAGGAUUAUGGGGACCUCCUUUGACGGUGGAUGACAAAGCAGGAUUGCAACCACCAGCAACAGUGAAUGGAAGGCCUCCAAAUUUUGGACAUCAUCGUGAGGUGAAUUGGGAUCUUAUCAGUGUUGAAAUUGGAUUUACAUUUGGCUUUGGAGUUGCCGUUGGGUCACUUGUGUUGUGCAAGAGAUGGAGUAAGUGGUAUUACAGAGCUAUGUACAACAUCCUUCUCAAGAUAUUCCCUCAGCUAGAGGAAAGAAUUGGUAUUCAUCGAGGACAUGUUCACAUAAAUCAAAGGUGGUGGAGACGUUGA